UCACGACGUCACAUCGGGCUGAACGACGCUCCUGAACGGAUCUCGUGGAUCUCGUGGAUCUCGGUCAAAGUUGUGUCGUCACGGCGCGUGGUCGCUGUGAGCUCGCGCGUCUCUCUCCUUUUUUUAUCGGAAAGCUUCGUCUCCACCGCGGAUGGUUUCGUCCACCUGAGCUCUCGUGUUCUCUCCAGGUGACGAUCUAGCAGCCGCUCCCAGGUGAAGUCUCCGCCACAUCCAGGUACCUGAACGCCUCAGCGCACACGGAUACUUCACGACCUGCAGGUGUGGUGCCGUCAGAGACUCAGGACGAAGUCAUGGCCGCCGUCAUGAUCCCGCGGGGCUGCGGCGACAGAGUGGACUCUCUCUAUUUCAAUCUGUGCGACCUCGAGGCUGUGUGGGGCAUCGUGCUGGAGGCCUUCGCGGCGGCCGGCAUCGUCUUCUCCUUCGUCUUCCUCGUCUCGCUCCUGGCCAGCAUCCCCUUCGUCAAGGACAGGAACCAGAAGAGCUCCAUCGCGCUCCUCGCCGCCUUCCUGGUCUUCGUCACGGGCCUCUUCUGCCUGACCUUCGCCUUCAUCGUGGGCAAGGACUUCUCCACCUGCGCCUCGCGGCGGUUCCUCUUCGGGGUGCUGUUCGGCGGCUGCUUCUCCUGCCUCCUGAUGCAGAGCGUGAGGCUGAACGUCCUGUCCCGGUGCGACCGGGCGCCCAGGGCCUGGGCCUUGUGUCUGGGGGCGUUGGGGCUGUGGCUCGUGGAGGUGGUCAUCAACACCGAGUGGCUGAUCAUCACGAUCGUGCGCCACCCUCUGGGGCCGCUGAACGGCACGGCCGACGCCGGCAGGGCCGCGUCCACGCCGUGCAACAUCUACAACCAGGACUUCGUGAUGGCGCUGAUCUACGUCAUGACCCUGAUCCUGGCCGUGGUGGUGGCGAGCGCGUCCGUCCUGGCCGGCAAACACUCGCACUGGAAGGCGUCCGGCGCCUUCAUCCUCCUGACCAGCUUCCUCUCCGUGUGCAUUUGGGUGGCGUGGAUCGUCAUGUACGUUUUCGGGAACGCUCAGAGCCGUGAGCCCACGUGGGACGACCCGACCUUGGCCAUCGCUCUGGUGGCGAACGCCUGGGUCUUCACCAUCCUCUACGCCAUUCCCGAAAUCUGCGGCUUGACCAGCAGCAGCGGCAGCAGCAGCAACCAGAGCGAGCAGGUGUACAACGACGUCCUGUACCCGAGCACGGGGGUGGUCGGCUACGAGACCAUCCUGAAGGAGCAGAGCGCCCACAACAUGUAUGUGGAGAACAAGGCUUUCACCAUGGACGAGCCGAGCCAAGUAACAUCACGUCCUGCGUUUGCACUCAUCCCCCCGGCAACGGUCUCGUCUGAGGGGAAAUAUUUGGCGUCAGGAGCCCAAAAGAGCGACGCCAGUCAUCGCUCUGGGUCCUUCGCACAAGUGUCCAAGCCCGUGUCUCCGUACAGCGGCUACACGGGUCAGAUGCGCAGCUCCGUCUACCAGCCGACGGAGAUCGCCCUCAUCACCAAAGCGGUGGGAAAUCGCUUCGCCUCGGACUCGCCCCAGGACCUGACCAUUCCCCGAGCAUCCACCGGCCCUUCAGCCCCCUACACCCACUGAACACACACUCAGAGUCCAACGGUCAUGAUGUGCACAGGACAAACACUCGGUGGUGAACAACUUCAAGUCGAAACAACUUCGCGUCUUCUGAUCUGCUGCCUGUGACUGUGCACGUUUGCCGUUGCUGGUGGUUCCCUAAGCUGGAUCUGAGGGGAACCUCCAGCCUCCGCACGAUGAAUAACAGAUAAACCUCCUAUUGACCGACUCUCCGCGUGGUAUCAGACAGCGACGCGGUUCAUUUGGAAGUCGAAGCGCGGGGAUGAAGCUGUGGCUUUGCUGCAGAACAAAGAGUUUUUUUUUGUUUUGUUUUGUUUUAUUUUUACAAUGGUCGAACGUUUGCUGACAGUUAAACCGUGAGCGCUUUGCUGGACCUCGACCUGCUGAUGGCACAGAAACAAUGGCAGAGAAAAUCCUUGCUAAUGUCGGGACUGACGGGGUAAACGUGGCACCAAGCUAUGAGAAGUCAUGCAUUCAGUUAACUUUAAGAUUAUUGCACAGUUAAGUUUAAAUUUUCAAUGUGUUUUUUUUUUUUUUGUGUGAAUAUUGUUAAUAACCACAAACACAUAAAGCUGAAUGAAUUAGUACGAUGUCACUUCUGUGGCCUCCACUGCAUCCAAGUAUUGUGUGAAUGUGUGUACUUGAUAUUUAAAGCACUUCUAUGUGCUGUUCGAUUAUUUGAAAUAAUUUAUAACAAACACGAGAUUAGAUGAAAUCCAGUCUGUUUCACUCACUUACCACGAUGCACAUCUUUAAUUCCGCGUAGGUUUCUUUUAUUUCCAAGUAUUUCUGAAAUACAGAACAUGGUACCCCA
Molecule: messenger RNA, 2427 nt
Organism: Mugil cephalus (flathead mullet)
Lineage: Eukaryota; Metazoa; Chordata; Actinopteri; Mugiliformes; Mugilidae
Gene: gprc5c
Product: G protein-coupled receptor, class C, group 5, member C
Exons: 6
Coding region: 312-1616 (434 amino acids)
Biological process (GO): visual perception; G protein-coupled receptor signaling pathway
Cellular component (GO): extracellular exosome; signaling receptor complex; plasma membrane
Molecular function (GO): protein kinase activator activity; sevenless binding; G protein-coupled receptor activity
Source: RefSeq, a predicted model, not a curated record